AUGAGUCCACACACACUCUCUGCUGUGAUAGAGAAGCACAUCCGCCAGCUGUGUCUCACUGACUUCCCCUGUGGACGUGGCAGCUUGAGGAAGACGGUGGACGGUGCAGUGGAGACAGAGGCAGAGGAGACAGACUCUCUCCUGGAUCUGCUGAUCUGUCCUCACUCUCCAUGGUGGCACGACGCAUCAUGGAGCCCUCAAGCUCUGACCCUGAGGAAACUGGCCGUGCUCUCACCUGAACGCCUCCACACCGACUUCGUUCACAAGUACUUCACUACGCUACGCAUCCUGGACGAGGAUGUGUCAGUCGUCGAUGGCGGCCUCUUGAAGUUCUCAAAGCUGGAGGAGCUGGUGCUGAGUGCCAACAGAAUCUCAGAAAUCCCUGCAGACAACCUUCCCUGCACUUUGAAGGUUUUGGAGCUGCGCGCCAACCGGCUGUCCGCUCUGAGCAGUCUCACCAGACGUCCGCCCCCCCACCUGUGGUACCUCGGCCUCGGCUCAAACGGUCUCGGUUCCUGUCAAGACACUGCUGAUCUUUCUGGAAGACACUGGCCUCAGCUGGUGUGCCUGGACCUCGGUGACUGUGAGUUCCAGGACCAGCGGGCUCUGCUCGGCGCCCUGACCACUCUCCCCUGCCUCAAGACGCUGGUGCUGGAGGGAAACCCCUUCACCCUGGCACACUCGUACCCGGGCCUCACUGUGGACACUCUGCCACAGCUCUCCUGCCUGGACAACUCAUGGAUCACCCCUGAGGAUAGACAUCGCUUUCAGGGCCUGGCCAAGCUGAGCGAUGUGACUGUGGAUCAGGCCUCGGUCACAGUGAGAGUGGGCCAAGUGAAGGGAAUCCCAGACCCACUGAUGAGUGUGGAGCAAAACGCUCCCGACUUCCCUGUUGUCACCUACAGCUAUUUCAUCACAUAUGAGUUCCUCACUGAUCAAACCUCUGUUGACCAGAAAGUUGCCACUGAGUCUAAAUGUGACACAGAGCACGUGACAGAGGACGCUGACCCACAAUCAGAUAAGAAUUGUGAAAGAGAGAAGUCUGCACCAGACACUGGCGAGUUGAAUCCUGAGGAGGCCUGCUGCGAUAUUGCACCUGUGUCGAGCUACAGCACGUCAAAGCUGACCUGGUCAGAGCACAUGGACUUCAGCGACACGCAGGUUCACACCGGCAGUGACCUGGGAGGCUUGAAGAAAUUCCUCAACCGAGGACUUUCCCUCAGGGUUGAAGAAGAAAAGGUGCUGUCCUGGCCCGCGGCCUCUGAAGAUGUCGCAGUGGCCAAACCGGGCCGACCUGUCAAAGAGAAGAAAGGCGGGAAAGAGAGAGAAUCCCCCAUCAAAUCUGGUCCCACCAAAGACAAGUCUAAAGACAGGAAGAGGAAGUCAGUCUCGGAGCUGGUCCAGGACCCCCCCGUCAGGAGAAGCCUCGUCUCCGUCCACGUCCCCCUGCAAAGUCUGGUCAGAGGAGAUGGAAAGGUCGACGUCCUCUGUGACCUCGGUAUCCUGCACACAGAGUCUGUGGCUGAAGCUACACCAACAUGUGAAAAGGUUCUGGAAAAGAAAAUCAAAGAGGAAAAGAAGAAGCAGGACAAGGACUCAAAGAGGAGAGGAGGUAAAGGAAAGGCCGGGAGGGAGCGUGAGGCGGACCUGGUCCCGGCCAGCAGCUCCGAGUGCGUCCGCCUGCAGCCAGCGACCCUGGAGCUGAGUGUGGAGCUGGAGAAAUGGGAGUCGGAGUCUAAAGCUCGCGGACUCCUGCACCAAAAGCAAAACCCCAAAAGCGCAGAGACCGGAGGGUUGAAUUGA
Molecule: messenger RNA, 1803 nt
Organism: Limanda limanda (common dab)
Lineage: Eukaryota; Metazoa; Chordata; Actinopteri; Pleuronectiformes; Pleuronectidae
Product: leucine-rich repeat-containing protein 43-like
Exons: 12
Coding region: 1-1803 (600 amino acids)
Molecular function (GO): protein binding
Source: RefSeq, a predicted model, not a curated record